AUGAAGGGUGUGAGCAGAUUCGGCAAAGUGAGUAAGCUCAGUCCAAGGUAUGUUGGACCGUUUGAAAUCCUUGAAAGGAUUGGUAAAUCUGCUUAUCGGCUGUUGUUAUCUGAUCAGAUGUCUGAUAUUCAUAAUGUGUUCCACGCAUCUACUUUGAGAAAGUGGAUAUCUGACUCUGAAAAGAAAGUGUCUGCUGAUGAGGUCGAGAUUCAGGAGAAUCUGAGAUACAAAGAAGAACCUGAGUUGAUUUUGGCUUACGGCAUGCGCAAGUUAAGAAAUAAACAGAUUCCUAUGGUUAAAGUACAGUGGAAGCACCGAACAGCACGGGAAGCAACUUGGGAUAAGGAGUCGGAUAUGAGGCAGUCGUAUCCAUAUCUGUUUUGA
Dendrobium catenatum is the source of this 384-nucleotide messenger RNA. RefSeq lists its product as uncharacterized. Lineage: Eukaryota; Viridiplantae; Streptophyta; Magnoliopsida; Asparagales; Orchidaceae. The transcript has a single exon. Bases 1 to 384 code for a protein of 127 amino acids. The record is from RefSeq and is a predicted model, not a curated record.